Rhinichthys klamathensis goyatoka is the source of this 1287-nucleotide messenger RNA. RefSeq names its product claudin 15a (gene cldn15a). The record is from RefSeq and is a predicted model, not a curated record. The transcript is spliced from 5 exons. Gene Ontology annotation, molecular function: structural molecule activity. Gene Ontology annotation, cellular component: bicellular tight junction; plasma membrane. The coding region runs from base 207 to 875 and encodes 222 amino acids. NCBI's taxonomy places the organism in Eukaryota, Metazoa, Chordata, Actinopteri, Cypriniformes, Leuciscidae. Gene Ontology annotation, biological process: bicellular tight junction assembly; cell adhesion.
CAACCCGUUUUGAGUGUCACACUGGUGUAAUCUCUCUCUCCAUGGAAAUACUGGUUCAGCUCGCGAAAUCAACAACACCUGGAAAUAAAUAGCCAAAUAAUUUCUCAGCAAAGCAAAACUAUAGCCUGAAAAAAUAAGAGCCACACAUAACACAGGAGGACGCUGAUUGUGGAUGAUUUUGGAGCCGGUGUGAUCUAAGAGCAGCCAUGGAUCCGGUUAUUGAAGUCGUAGCUUUAUUUCUGGGUUUUGUGAGUUGGGUCAUGGUUGGCAUCACAAUCCCGAACCGCUACUGGAAGGUGUCGUCGUUGGACGGGACAGUGAUCACCACCUCCACCCUGUACGAGAACCUGUGGAUGUCCUGCGCCACGGACUCGACCGGAGUGCACAACUGCCGCGAGUUCCCCUCUCUGCUCGCCCUGUCCGGUUAUAUCCAGGCAUCGCGCGCGCUGAUGAUCGCGGCUGUGGUGUGCGGCUCGUUCGCGGUGGUCGCGACACUCAUCGGCAUCCAGUGCUCGAAGGCCGGCGGGGAGAACUACCUCCUGAAGGGCAGAAUCGCCGGAACCGGAGGCGUGCUCUUCCUGCUGCAGGGUUUGUGCACGAUGGUAUCAGUGUCAUGGUACGCUGCGAAUAUCACUCAAGAGUUCUUCAACCCGCUCUACCCCGGGCAAAAGUAUGAGAUUGGAGAGGCUUUAUACAUCGGCUGGGCCUCUGGUGUUCUCUCCAUCUGUGGAGGAGCUUGUCUCAUGUUCAGCUGCAAAUUAGGCUCAAACGAGAAGACUGGUUACCCCUACCAGCCCACGCGAGAAACGGUUUACUCAACGUCCACAUCCAGGAGAGAAGCUCAGAGCACUUAUGGAAGAAAUGCCUACGUCUAGAUGAAGCAAUUCUGGUCAACUUCAUGGCCAAACAUGAUAUUUUAAUAUAACAGUUGACUGUUAAUAUUCUGUCUGUGCCAUUAUGUAAAUAUUUAUAGAGACGCACUGGCAGUUUUUGGCCUCCUAAGAUAAUCAUGUAAAAUGUUACCAUGUCAGUUUUGCUGUGCAAAAACACCCAGGAGAACAUUAUACAGAAUUAAAGAGUUAGGAAUUAGAAUUACAUAAUGAAAAUGCUUCGAUUUUGUUCAGAAUUCUUUUGCCGUAGUUACAUGAAUCAAGGUGUAUGUAGAAAAGAAGGAUUCAUAAUGUGUUGAUGAUCUUUUCUCCAUUUAUUUGUACAAAUGACCCUGUUUUAUAUGAUGUAUUUUAUACAAACAUUAAACAUACAUGACAUUAAAAAGGCCAUUAUGUA